Messenger RNA from Protopterus annectens (West African lungfish), 3486 nucleotides. RefSeq names its product small integral membrane protein 10-like protein 2A. The transcript is spliced from 3 exons. Lineage: Eukaryota; Metazoa; Chordata; Ceratodontiformes; Protopteridae. Bases 97 to 297 code for a protein of 66 amino acids. The record is from RefSeq and is a predicted model, not a curated record.
CAGAAGGACGUUGUUACUGUUCUCUUGGGAGUACUAGGGAGCAGUUAGUACCAGGAGAAACGGAGACCUGUGAGAAGCAAGUUUGUAAAGCAACGUAUGGCGCCUUUGUUACAGCUACUUGCAAGGUUCUCAGAAUCUGCAUUUGGUUCCUACGGAGUGUUUUCUAAAGGGCUUACAAGGACUUUGAUCAUUUUCUUCCAGCUAGCUUGGAGGCUACGGAUACGAUUUCCGUACUUCUAUAUGAUUACUUCUAUGAUGCUGAACGUGAGACUCCAGGUUCAUAUUGAAAUACACUGACACUUCAGACUUUCUUUGUAUUUCAUUGAAUGAAGUUUAUCUCUGCUUACAAGGACUAUCUUCAUUGUGCAUUAGCGGUGUACAUUCCAGAAGUAUAUGAUGAGAAACAUGAAGGAAGUUUACAAUGUUGUCACUGUUACUCAUCUGCCUAUGCAAGAAAAUAAAGAUGACUUUUUCCAUCAUGACUCGCAUUUUCAUAGAAGCAGCAUAAACCUUUGCGGUGUCUUGGAAUCAGACUGGGACUACAUUCCUCAAAUCAGCUGUUUAUGGCAGAACAGCGCUCCAACUGAUUUUAGGGCUACUUUGCUAAGACAAGCUGGCCCAUUGAAGCUUAGGAGUGUUACAUUUUUUAACGGUAAACUGUUGCUCUGUAUUCCAAAGAACAGUUUUAAGGAUUGUAGAAGGCAAACUGUGGAUCAUUUGGAAAAAAAUAAGUAUGACUGCAGUGUGGAGUGCACACAUCUGUCUGCUCAGAAAGGACAUUUGGAUGAAUUGCUUGAGUGCAUUAGUAAUGAAACUGUAGUUCAGUGGCUUACACGGGCUUGCAGCAUCCUGGAAGAACUGCCUGCUGCCACUCUGAAGACAGUUUUGUUCAUUUUACAAAUUCUUGGUUGCACAAGAUACCUCAUAAUAAGAAAGUGAAAUUGUUACAGCUAGAAAUACGAAUUCUUAAGGAUGAACUAGAUUUUGCUUUUAGAAACUUGGUAAAUAAGCAGUAUCAGCCAUCUGGCUUGUGCUCCAUACUUAAAAUAACACUGCUUGAAUAUCCCAAGAAGCUACUGCACAGUGAUAAACAGUACCUUUUCCUUGAUUAUCUCAACCUCAUGUUGUUGGAUAGAACAGAACUGUACAAGAUGUUUUGUAAUGUGACAUAUGCAAGCAGUAGCCCUCUGGUAGUUCACUGGGUACUUGCCAUCUGUGCUUUUGCACUUAAAAGUAUUUGGCAUGCUGUUAUGAAGGUCUCCUGGACAUUUGCAGCCUGUUAAGGAAUGCUGGAGCAUAUAAAGUCUUCCAUGGCAGGCAUUACACCUGUACCACUUGCUCAGAAUUUAAGACAAGAAACACUGGCUAAUUCCAUCAAAGAUCAGAUGUAAAACUGAAAUUUAGGCCUUUGGGAAGCAACAGUUUGGUUUUAAACAUAUUUCCUAAAGCAAGAUACAACUUGACAGCAAAAUACAAAUGCUUUGAAUGCAACUGUACUCAACUGUAGAGAACACCUCACACAGAAAACAAAUGUUUUAACCAUGUAAAUAUGGUGUUUGUUGCUGCUUAAGGAGUGAGGCCUGCUGUUCCGAAGUUCCACAUUAUGAGAAAUGUAUUGUAUUUGCCAUAAGAAACCUCUUUUGUUUUAGAGAGUCUCCUUAUGCAGAUGAUUUUCUUUCAUGAAUAAACAGAUUAGUCACUAGUACAGGUAGGGGAGGAAUUAGCGAGGCAAGCCUAAUAGUUUGUGUCGAAAUCUGAUGUAGUACUGAUGAAAAAUGUUAAUGAUCUCCAGAGGAAUGCAGUUGAAUGGCAUAAAGUUUGCUGAGAGAGCAGACCUUAUGAUGUUUUUGUAGGACCUCGUGCACCUUUCAUUGCUUUUGGGCCCACAUAAUUUAAUAACACCAAUCAUAUAGUGACGUAAUACCUAUUGAUUUUGUUGGGGAGGAGGGUGUCUUACUUCAUACACACAGCCUCUGAUUUUUCAGUCAUUUACUAAGGGAACAUAAAAUAAUUCUUGGUACUGUACUUCCUUCCCAGAACUAAAAAUGUCGCCUUUUAGCUUUAUUACUCUUGAUUUACCUUGUCUGUACCCAUUGUGUCACAGAUUCAUACCUGAAUGACCACAACUCUUCUUGCAUACCCUUGACUGGAUACUAAUUGUUGAAGUAUGGACUGCAAGAACUUGGCAUAUUUUUGUUAAUUUAACACAUUCCUUGAGCUGUAUUUACAAUGGUGAUAUAAAAAAAUAACAGAGCCAUUCCUAUUAUUAUAUUCUUCACAGUCAUGGCAACACAGAAUACAGAUUGGUGACAAGGGAAAGGCAGAUGCAUGGCUUGCAUUUGUUCCUUAACUGCAAGCUGGUGGUUGAUUAUGCAUAAGAUUAUUUUAACAUUUGAGAUUAUUCUUGAUUGUUCUAUAUUUUAAUUACUUGUAAGAGUAGGAGUAUGAAGAUAGGGGAAACUAUCUCACAUUUCUACAAAGCAGGGGUUUUUUUGUAUACACUUACAGAGGAAGAAUGUACGUUUAAGGCUGCUAUCUCAUAAGGUUACAACAGGUGUACUUGAUAGUGAAAUGAGUUACCACUGCUAGUGUUGCAGUUUUUACCCUUAGGUACGUUGUCACUGCAGUCACUGUUGCCUAAACAGAUUUGUUGGGAGACUCCUACUAAAACCCAGAAUGUUUCCUUCACUAUGAAAGGCAUUGUGUUACUUUUAUCGUUAUCUAAGUUCAUUUGUGACCAGUAUUUGGUAUACGGUGUAUAUGUGGCAUCUUACAUGACAAAACUUGGCUUUAUGUACAUGUUGCAGAUCAGUACUGCUGUUUUUCACUCUUGAGGUCCACUGUGAGCAAUUCAUUGGGACAGUAGGCUUAACAGUGACUCAUGCUGACUAUAUACUCAUUUGAAUAAUGCUCGGUUGUAGUACCUUAAGGCCCUGUCUAAAACCAAACACACUUUUGUAUUUUUUUAUUUUUUUUUAAUUAACUUUUCUCCAUUUCAUUGUUAAGAGCCAUUUUCUUUUUGUUUUGUUUUUUUAUCAGUGUGUAGUGAUAGAUGAUUCCACACAGUGCUACAACAAGCUAUGGAUUUUAGCUAACAUUUCUCACAGUAUCAUACAAGAGAUUCUGGUCUUUGGUUUUAAAGGGAAGCUCAGUUCCCAGCCAUUUGCUCUUCAUUGCUUUUCCUUGACUGUACUGCAGCUUUGUUUAAUGAUCAUUGUUAUUUGAUAGGCAAACAAUAUUCUGCACCAUUUGUCUUUCUAGUAUACAUUGUAUUGUCUUUUAUGCAGUCUUAAAUGAAAUGACCCAAGUCUAAAACACUUUGUUUUUUUACUAUUUUAAAUGCUGCAUUUAACUGCUGCUUAGUGACAGCACUAAUGCUAUUUAUUCAGGUUUUUAUUAUAUUGGUAUGCCAAAUGCAUGCCUUUCUUUAACUAUUUAUUGCACAUCUGUAAUGUACACAGAAAUAAAAAUACAGUGAAUACAGAA